GGUUCGCUGGGCGGAGAGGCUCGGCCCGUCCGGCCUCAUGUGCUGCUGGAGGCACUAGCAUGGGCUGAAGCUGCGCUCCUGCUGCUGCUACCACCGCCGCCGCCGCCACCACCUCCUACCAUUGGUGUUCGGAAAGGCCAGCCAACUCUCGGCUUCAUGGCCACGGAAGCCACCGCCGCCGCGGGACCCGGCGCCCGGUUGCCCACGUCGCCCACCCAGCGAGAUUUCUACUGGCUGCGCUCCUUGCUGGCAGGAGGUGUUGCUGGAUGUUGUGCCAAGUCAACCAUUGCACCAUUAGAUCGAGUAAAGAUUUUGUUGCAAGCUCACAAUCAUCAUUAUAAACAUCUAGGUGUGAUUUCUACACUUUGCGCUGUACCGAAGAAAGAAGGCUUCUUAGGAUACUACAAAGGAAAUGGAGCAAUGAUGAUUCGAAUCUUUCCAUACGGUGCAAUUCAGUUUACAGCAUUUGGUCAGUACAAAAAGGUGAUAAAGAGCAGGCUUGGCAUUUCUAGUCAUAUUCAUCGGUUACUGGCUGGAUCCUUAGCAGGUAUAACAGCAGUGAUCUGUACGUACCCUCUUGAUAUGGUGAGAGCACGGCUGGCAUUCCAAGUCAAAGGAGAUCAUACGUACAGGGGAAUUAUUCAUGCAUUCAAGACCAUUUACACCAAGGAAGGUGGUAUGCAAGGAUUUUAUCGUGGACUUAUGCCAACAAUAGUCGGAAUGGCUCCAUAUGCUGGUUUCUCAUUUUUUACCUUUGGUACCUUAAAGAGUGUGGGACUUGCUCAAGCGCCUACCCUGCUCGGGAGGCCUUGCUUAGAUAAUCCUGAUGUCUUAGUUUUGAAAACUCAUGUAAAUUUGCUGUGUGGUGGCAUAGCUGGAGCCAUAGCACAAACAAUAUCAUACCCUCUAGAUGUCACUCGUAGACGAAUGCAGUUGGGAGCCAUACUUCCAGAUUCUGAAAAAUGUUGUACAAUGAUCAAAACAUUGAAAUAUGUUUAUGGAAACCAUGGAGUACGAAGAGGAUUGUACCGUGGAUUAUCAUUGAAUUACAUCCGUUGUAUUCCUUCUCAAGCUGUUGCCUUCACCACUUAUGAAUUUAUGAGGCAGUUUUUACACCUCAAUUAAAGACUGAUUCCCCCCCCCCCAGUUUAUAAUGUAUUGAAGCUUCAGAAUAUAUUUGAGAAAUCACUAGUAUUUAAAGUGCUUUCUUUAAUAUAUGAAAACACAGCAAAAAAUUGAAGGAGCUCAACAAAACAUGGCAGAGUUUACUAUGUAUAUAUUUUGCAAGAAUGGAUAUACGGUUUACUUAAUUGAAAUCGAUGUGGUUCCAAAUCAUUGUAUGUUUGUGUCCAACUUUAAGAAUUUGAUCACCUUUUUUAAAGUUAGGAAAAUUUGUUUUAGAUGUCCGUAUGCCUUAGCUAAAAUAUAAGUUGUAGGCACACUUCAAAUUACAUUCCAUGUAAUUGAAUUGAAAAUGCUUAUUUGCUAACGUGGUUAGGGAUGAUGUAGCAUUUAAUGCUGUAGAAACUCAACUCAGAGUCUGCUUUUGAGAGGCCAUUCACCGUAACUUUACUUUCAGAUUUUUGUAAUAAUUAGAAAAUGGCUCAUACUUUAUGAUACCCUGUUCCUUAACUAGAAUCAAAAGUGGUGCUUAGUUUCUUAUAUAAUUUAGUUUAGCCAUGUUAACUAUUGGAUGUUUUUCCUCUGAAUCAUGCUGUAUUAUAAAUAGCUUUUGAACUUCUCUCUCAGUUGGAGUAGAUGGGUAAUUGGGUGGGUUUAUAACACAAACACACAAACUUUCAAACAUAUAGCAUUCAGAAAUUCAGUGCAAUCCUUUUGAUAUAAUUUGAUAAUGCUCUCAAUCCAUUGUUAGUUUGUCUCUACAUUUGAAAAAAAAAACAGUACAAAAAGAAUUAAAUGACCCUAAAAUGAAUAUUGUACAAGUCUUCUUAGCCUACAGUAUUUAACCUUCCAUGUUUUAUAAAUGAAGUUAUUAAACUUAAUUUAAAAGGAAAAUUGUUUGACUUCACGAAGCUACUGUUUGGAUUUCAUUACAGAGUUAAAUUGAAAUUAAAAAAUAAAGAUAAGCAGAAGACACUGCUCCCUGUGCUGUGAGCAUGUGGGAUAAUGCUGAUUUUUUUUGCAUUAGAUAAAAUACUUAUGUAAAUAAAUUAGGGUAUAGGUCUUUUGGGGUCUUUAGUUUGGCCAGAUAAAGUAUAUGAAUUGCACAUGGGUCAAGAUGCACAUCCAUCUACAAGAGAGAAGAUAAUUAAAACAAAAAUAAUGCUAAAAUCUACUGUCCUAAAACAGUUUUCAAGCAGGCAUUACAAUUCAUCUUCUUUGCAGCCUGUUUUCAGUAUCUGCAUAGAUCCAGCUUGUAAGUAGAUAGCUUAUUCUGUUACCCUUGAGUGAUUUAUGUGUGACUUUACAACUUCUGAUUGGCGGUUGCGUUGUUAUUAAAUCUUCCUCCUCCCUUUUUAAAUGAGCUUGCCACAAGAAUGAAACUCUAGCAUUUCAGAAUUUCAGUCACCGGUCUUUUCAAAUUAUAUUGUGAUGAUGAAUUGCAAGUUGACAGCCCACAUCUGGAUGAUGUUAUUUCAUUUUCAGGGGAACUUGCUUCUAUUAGUAAUCAAUCCUACCCUUUUUGCCUUUAUCCAUGUCAUGGAUAAAUUGUUUUUCUGAAGUAGCCUUCUUAAUCAGACUCUUCAUUCCUCCAAUUUUAUUUUCCUCUUGCCCAUAGUGAAUUGAGAAUGUCUUUUAAGGAUUUAUUUGAUCCAUGGACUUUUAUAUAAGUAGAAAUCUGAUGAUCACCCUUAAAAUUAUAAAAUUACAUCCUUCUCAAAAUUUUAAUAUAAAGCAAUUUUAUUUAUUUAUUGUAAAUAGUAUAUAUUGAUUAUGAACUGAAAAUGGCUAUGUUACCAAAAAGUAGCUGUGAACUGGGUAUUGCUCAUGGCCUGUACCUAUCAUAUAAUCUUAAAUUCUGUGGUUUGACUUGAAUGAUAAUUGAAGGCAUAUAUACCUUUAAAUAUGUAAUUUGAUAUAUUUCUGGGCAGAAACAUGUACUAUUUUUUUUAAUAAAAUGACUUGAAUAACAAUA
Messenger RNA from Thamnophis elegans (Western terrestrial garter snake), 3097 nucleotides. It is a transcript of the gene SLC25A16, whose product is annotated as solute carrier family 25 member 16. The transcript has 9 exons. Lineage: Eukaryota; Metazoa; Chordata; Lepidosauria; Squamata; Natricidae. Gene Ontology annotation, biological process: transmembrane transport. The record is from RefSeq and is a predicted model, not a curated record. The coding region runs from base 157 to 1125 and encodes 322 amino acids. Gene Ontology annotation, cellular component: mitochondrial inner membrane.